This is a messenger RNA of Melampsora larici-populina 98AG31, 306 nucleotides long. RefSeq lists its product as uncharacterized. Bases 1 to 306 code for a protein of 101 amino acids. The transcript has 5 exons. Lineage: Eukaryota; Fungi; Basidiomycota; Pucciniomycetes; Pucciniales; Melampsoraceae. The record is from RefSeq and is a predicted model, not a curated record.
AUGAUAUUGUCAAUCACUCAUUUAGUUUUUAGCAAUGAUGAAGACAAACAAGCACCAAAGAAUGAUUUUGAUAGCAAUGAAGAUUAUGGUCAAGGUUUUGGGGUUUAUCAAGGCAAGUCAAUUAAUUUGAACGCAACUUUGGUCAAAUUUUUGAUUUUCAAACGUUCUCAAGUGGUUUUUGGCCUCAAUCUUAGUAUUUUGAUCCAAAACUUGAUCAAGGUGUUUCACUUCCAAAGUAUAGUGCCUCUCCCUUCUACUUUUUCAGUUUUUACAAUGUUGAUGUUUGAGAAUAGUGACUAUGAUUAA